AUGAGAAAUGGAGAGAGCAACAGAGGACAGGGACAGAGCGUCACCGCUAGAGCCCUGAGGCGCUGUGUCGGGUCCUGCUCAGCAGAUGGAGCAAGUGCUGCCAACCGUACCAGCGUGCGUGCCCGCCGCGGCGUGAGGGGCUGGAUCGGGCGGCAGCGGGGCCCGGCUCCAUCGGCCGGCACCGGGCCCGGCUCCAUGAGCCGGCAGCGGGGCCCGGCUCCAUCGGCCGGCACCGGGCCCGGCUCCAUGGGCCGGCACCGGGCCCGGCUCCAUGAGCCGGCAGCGGGGCCCGGCUCCAUCGGCCGGCACCGGGCCCGGCUCCAUGGCCGGCAGCAGGGCUGGCUGUCCCGCGGGCUGCGGCCGGGCCGGGCUCAGCAGCCGCGGUUUGUCCCGGGUUCCCUUGCACCUGGCAAGAAGCGACUGCUGAAAUUCUCUUACAUGCCAGGAUUACCAGGAGCCUUCAGCAGGACUUACCAGCUUAAAGUGGGUGACCUGGAACCAGAAAAUAUUUGUCUGAAAGGAGAAGCAUCCUUUCCCAUGAUCAGUCUGGACCUGCCCUGGAACAUCAGAGGAAAUGAAAAAUAUGAGAAGAUACUGAAACAGCUCAUAAAACCCCUGCAACAAGACAAUCAGAGGAAUAAAUCAGUUGUUCUGAAGAAGACUCAGAGCCUGAAGACCAAGACCUUGGAGUCUCAGACCCUGAAAACUCAGACCACUAACAGUCAGACCUUGAAGACUCAGAACCCAAAGACUCAGGACCUGCAGCCCAGCGUGCUUGCCUCUGGCACUGUAUCAGACACUCAGCUGCAGAUAGAGAUGAUGAGGAUGCUGAUAGAGAAGGCUGCUUUGGAGCUGCAGCAAAAGCUCUCAUCCUAUCCCCUGAAGAACAGGUUCCCUGACAAGGAGCUGUGCCAGAGUCUUGUCAAAGUUGAGCUGCCCCAGUAUGUCCUGGACAUGGGCCCUGUCCUUAAGGGUUACACUGAGUCACACUCUCUGAAGAUCACCAACCCUGGGCAGAUCCAUGUGUCCUUCCAGGUCGAUGUAUCUGUCCUGCAGGACACAGGUUUCAGCGUGGGCCUGGACCAGAUGAUUUGCCUGCCCCCCAACAACAGCGUGGACUUCGACGUGCGCUUUGAAAGUGCCCACAAGCCGUAUGGUGACGUGGAAGUGGUGCUGCCCAUAGAGGUGACAAAAGGCCCUAUGUACAGCAUCCGCAUCUGUGCCACUGUGUCUGAACUGUCACUCACCCUCUCCAAGAACAGACUGCAGUUCUCUGACAUCCUUGUUGGGGACUGCCAGGUUGAGACCAUCCAACUCUACAACCGGUUCCCAGAAUCCUGCAAAUGGUUCAUUGCUUCCAAGGAGCCUGCUCUGAGGGUAAAGCACAGGCGACAUUGAACACAGAACUUGGUUGGGUUUUCUUUGUGACUCUUGCCCUUUCUGCUCUGUGGCUGCUUGAGCACUUGGG
Molecule: messenger RNA, 1468 nt
Organism: Melospiza melodia melodia
Lineage: Eukaryota; Metazoa; Chordata; Aves; Passeriformes; Passerellidae
Product: hydrocephalus-inducing protein-like
Exons: 7
Coding region: 1-1398 (465 amino acids)
Biological process (GO): cilium movement; axonemal central apparatus assembly
Cellular component (GO): axoneme
Source: RefSeq, a predicted model, not a curated record